AUGGCCUCUCGCAAGGGCAAUGAGGUCCCCACGCGGACGAAGCUUGCUCCGGAGCAGACAGUACGCAGGACCUCAAAAUCUGCACAUGCUGUCUCCAAACCGAAGCGCCGACCAGGGCGACCAUUCAAAAUGUCCAGCCAAAGCAACUCGUCGCGCUCAACGUCCGGCCGGUCUACUCCUCGCCGAGAGCCUGUGUCUCGCCCGCGGACCCCGCCUCUGUCGCUGUCUAUGCUCGAGACUCUGCCUGUCGAGGUCAUCGAGCAGAUCUUCCUGUACGCGCUGAACCUGAAUCUUCCGCGCGCAUCGCCUUCUCUGGCUGCUGCCCUCUCGGCCGAGCACAUCUACCGCGUUCUGAUCUUGCUCGCUUUCUGGGAUGACCCGCCCAGUCACCCCGGUAGCAAGGCUAUCAAUCGCAUGUUCGCGCCAUGUGAAUAUGUCCCGCUCUCGCUCGCCGACCGGCGCCAGCUACAGGAUUCCGUUUUCCGCUGUCGCUGGUGCACGGCAGACCGCGUGCGCGAGCAGAUUCCUACGGUGAUGAUCCUUACCAUCCACCGGCACUGGUUCAAUGCCGGCAUAGUCAUGGAGCCGCAGGAGAAGGCCGCCCUGGACAGGUUCAUAGCGCGCAAGGAUGACUCGGUGCGCGUGUUCCACGGCAAGGGCCCACCAUCCCAGCGCAUAAGUGAGUUCCUCAGCGCGGCAACCGGCCCGGACUUCACUGACCUCGCCCCGAACGCAAACAACACCGGCCUGCACCAGUAUGAGCUCCACAUUACGCCAAUGGUGCUGAUUGAAGUGCGCUGUAAGGAGCUGCGCUCGAUCACGACCUUCCCGGGGAUCGACCUCGUCAGCUUCCCAUCAUAUCUCCUCCGCGGCCCCAGCGGGGGCUAUUCUGACGCGGACGUCGCAUUCCUCGAGAUGCUGCGCAUAACCUCGUGCAACUACACCAGAGGCAGAGGAACCGUGAUGCCCUCCACCACCACGCAGGUCAACCGCACGCUUCUCCACCAGGGCCUGCACAAGGCCCUGCUCCAGCAGAAAUACAACGCCGUCAUCUCCCUCCUCAAGAUCGACGAGUACUGUUUCCGCUUCCAAGCCGCCAAUCAGAACCGUCCCGUCUUCUUUGGGAUUCCCUCCGAACACUUCCUCACUGUCACCCGCGUCGGCCGCGACAAACCUCACCUCAAUGCUGCCUUCUUCGAGGCCCUCCUCCGCGCCAGCGCCGAGUCUCUUCCAUUGAACUCGGAGGAAAUCACCCAGUGGACCGUCGAUAAUAUGCGCCGCGCGCAGCAGAACCCGUCUGCCUAUAACCUCAUGAAUGGCCGGUUUGCGCGCUGGCUGUCGAAUUUCCUGUUGCGGCUCCCCGACCAAAUCGACUUCAGUCACGAAGACCCCACGGCCCAACUAUUCUAUUGCGGCCAGCUGGAUCUUAUGGAUAUGGAGGGUAUCUCGUUCCUGGAUCAGGUGCUCAGACCCUCUAACCGCGACCCGCUCGUCAAUUGGUUGCCGCAGAGCUCGUUCCGGACUGAGGAUCACUGGGUCAAGAAGUAG
Molecule: messenger RNA, 1548 nt
Organism: Penicillium alfredii
Lineage: Eukaryota; Fungi; Ascomycota; Eurotiomycetes; Eurotiales; Aspergillaceae
Exons: 1
Coding region: 1-1548 (515 amino acids)
Source: RefSeq, a predicted model, not a curated record